Molecule: messenger RNA, 1518 nt
Organism: Saccoglossus kowalevskii
Lineage: Eukaryota; Metazoa; Hemichordata; Enteropneusta; Harrimaniidae
Biological process (GO): proteolysis
Molecular function (GO): aspartic-type endopeptidase activity; zinc ion binding; nucleic acid binding
Source: RefSeq, a predicted model, not a curated record
AUGGCAUCUUGCUCUCACGUUCCGUUUCCCGACAAGUUGGACCUCUCUGAUGAUAGAAGUCGCGCUGCUGACUGGGAACUUUUUGAACAGGUAUGGACAAACUAUGAAAUAUCUUCAGGUCUUCUCGAGAAAGACAAGAAACUACGUACUGCCACUCUACUCACAUGUUUCUCUAAGUCGGCACUCCAAGCAUUCAACUCGCUCAGUUUUGACAGUGAAGGUGACAAACAAGAUAUCGAAAUCGUUAUGGACAAAAUGCGUGUAUUGUGCGUCGGUCAGACAAAUGAGACUUACGAACGUUAUCUAUUUAAUAUGCGUGUCCAGAAACCUGAUGAGAAUUUCGACCAUUUCUAUGCAGCAGUGUUGAAAAUUGCCUCAAAUUGCAAUUUUGGAAAUCUACAUGAUUCUCUGAUUAGAGACCGUCUAAUAGUUGGUGUUACUGAUCAAGCUACUCGGAAAAAACUACUGUAUGAACGGGAGCUAACUCUCAAGAAGACACUUGAAAUUUGUCGCACGUAUGAAAUCACUACUGCUCGUUUACAAUCUAUGGAUAAAGAUAUGUCACAUGGUACAGAUGCAGUUGUUGGUUCUGUUAAUAAAAGUAAUAACCCUGCUAAGAAAAAGUACCAGAAACGUAAUUUCACUGCACAGUCUACUUUUCAGAGCACUCAGAACAGGGUCAAAGGUCACACAUCCAGUGACAGUGCUUGCUCCUAUUGUGGUAGAGGGACUCAUGACCGUAAAAGGUGCCCAGCUCGAAAUGCAGACUGUAGAAAGUGUGGAACACGUGGUCAUUAUGCUGCUGUGUGUAGAUCAUCGCAGACUAGCAAAUCAAAAGUUACCAAUGUACAUGGUAUAACACAAGAUGACAAACCUGAAGCAUUUCUAGGGUUUAUUGGUCAAGGUGGACAGUCAGGGUAUGUGAAUCUCAGUGUAGACGGUACCACUCUCAGAUUUCAUGUUGACACAGGUGCAGACGUUAAUGUUAUUUCUAGCGAUGUUUAUGAAAAACAUUUCAGAGACAAAAUCCUCACACCCCUACAACGUGUACUUAGAGGGCCUGAUAGGAAACUACUAUCUACACUAGGGUCAUUUCAAGCAAACAUUGAAAGUCAAAAUAAUCAUACACAGGCCGAAGUAUGCGUCAUCGCUGGCAAUGGGUUAUCACUACUGGGACGAGACACCAGUUGCAAUCUCGAACUUGUAUCCUUCAAUGUGGGUAGUAUCGAGGAUUACCCCCAACUGUUUAAAGGUUUAGGUGAAAUGCCCCAUCCAUAUAAGCUCCAGUUAAAGGACAAUGCGAAACCGUACUCAGUUCCAAUACCUCGCCGUAUUGCUAUACCACUCUUGCCAAGAGUCAAGGAUGAACUUGAGAGACUAGAAUCGCUCAACGUCAUACGUAAAGUCACCGAACCGACUGACUGGUGCGCUCCAAUCGUCGUUGUUCCAAAGAAAGAUGGAAGUGUUCGGAUUUGUUGUGAUUUCACUAAAUUAAAUGAAUCAGUGAAACGCGAAUGA